Molecule: messenger RNA, 2870 nt
Organism: Lobosporangium transversale
Lineage: Eukaryota; Fungi; Mortierellomycota; Mortierellomycetes; Mortierellales; Mortierellaceae
Exons: 3
Coding region: 111-2849 (912 amino acids)
Source: RefSeq, a predicted model, not a curated record
CUUUUUUUUAUCCUUAGACAAUCCUUUUUAUCCCCCAAACACCUUUUAAAAACCUGACCUAGCAGUCCUAUACCACUCCUGAGCAAUUUACUUGAAUAUAUUCUAUAGCCAUGGUUUCCUCUCCCAUUUCUCCACUGUCUCCAAACUUUGACACAUCGCACUCUCCUACUAUCAUUGAUCUUCGUUCAUCCGCAAAAGGGCCUGACAAAUUCAAGCAAGCCAGCAAGAAUAAUGUACAGAAUACGUACCCAAGUCCUCCAUCGGCUGCCCAAGAGCUAAACCAGGAAGCUGACGUGGUCGAGCUUCGACUUGAUGCCCGUGCAGAGAGCCCAUCCUCAUCCUCUGACUCGGAUAGUAUGAUGGAUGCAGCUUCGUCUGGAGAUGAUACUCUUGAGAAUGACAGCAACAGCAGUGUCUCAGAUCUUGAGGACAACGUCAUGGCAGCCGAAUCAGCUCCGGCAUUUGAUCUGCCAAAGAUGAUCAUAUCCGGACUUUGUCCUGCAGCUCCUGGUGCACCCAAGACAAUUCCCACGAUGGUUCUUUACGAUGAUCGUGGCCUACAGCUGUUUGACGACAUUACGUAUUUGGACGAGUAUUACCUCACACAGGACGAGAUCGACAUCCUUGAGCGCGAUGGCGAUAAGAUUGUUGAGCUCAUUCCAGACAACAGUGUUGUUGUGGAGCUUGGUGCAGGUUCUCUUCGUAAGACAGUGCUGUUGUUGAAUGCGCUCGAGAGGAAACGCAAGAACAUUCGCUACUAUGCGCUUGACCUGAUGUUGGAUGAAUUGACCAAGUCGCUCAAAUCUCUCGGUAAUUUCGUCAAUGUCAAGACCGCAGGCCUAUGGGGUACCUACGAAGAAGGUCUGGCCUUUGUUAGUUCCUUCGGAUCAGACGUUCCUAAAACACUUGUCUGGCUAGGCUCAUCUAUUGGCAAUCUGACCCGGGUAGAGGCACAAGAGUUUAUUACUUCCUAUCGCAAGACGCUCAAUGUUGGUGAUAACUGGAUCAUUGGGAUCGAUCGUCGUAAUGAUCCGCAAGAAAUCACUAUCGCAUACAAUGACCCGAAGGGUGUUACCCGCGAUUUUAUAAUGAAUGGCCUGGACCAUAUCAACGUCAUACUGAAGCAGGACUUUAUCGACCGCAACAAGUUCCAAUAUUUCGCUCAGUAUAAUGCCGAGCUCGGUCGUCAUGAGGCUUACUAUCAAGUGAAAGAGGCCCACGAGCUCGUUUACAAAGAGACGACGGAGUCGGGUAUGGAAAGACAAAGUCGUAUUCCACUUGUAAAAGAUGAGCUUAUCAAUGUAGAAUAUUCGUACAAAUGGUCCCUUGCAGAGACGACAGAGCUUUUUGAACAGACUGAGAUGACCAGGAUUGCCCAGUUCACGAGUCCCAGUAAUCGAUAUGAUCUUCAUAUUGUCCGCAAGACCCCAUUCUAUUUCAAGGCGACAUCAGAGUCAUCACCUGCAUGCCCUUCGCAGCAGGAAUGGACUGAGCUCUGGAAGUCCUGGGAUUUGAUCACCAUGUCGAUGAUCCAACAUCCAUCGAUGCUCUUGGAGAAACCCAUUGCGCUGCGUCAUCCCUUCCUUUUCUACUUGGGUCACAUCCCUGUCUUUCUGGACACUCAGCUCUCGAGGGUGCUUAAUGAAGAAUAUUCUGAGCCCAAGUAUUUCAAUUUGAUCUUUGAGAGAGGCAUUGAUCCUGAUGUGGAUGAUCCUACCAAAUGCCAUGCCCAUUCAGAAGUGCCAGAUACCUGGCCUGAAAUCGAGUCCAUCAUUGAUUUCCGCGAUCGCGUCCGGAAACGACUGUUUGCAGUUAUGGACAACAAGGAGAAGUAUCCCAUGACCCGCCGGCUAGCCCGUGUGUUGUUCAUGGCGUUUGAGCAUGAAGUAAUGCACUUAGAAACCCUUAUGUACAUGUUGGUUCAAUCACCCAACACUCUCCCUCCUCCAUCACUUCCUGCGUCUUGGUCAACUACCAAGGCAUCUACUACCAACGCUACAAAUCCUUCACAGGCCCCUGUUGCUUCUUGGAUUACUAUUGAUCCUUCUCAGCUGGAUAAGGCUAUCCUCACACUUGGUCAUGAUGAUUCAGAAGCAGAAGAUUUUGGGUCAAAGAAGAGCGAUCUUCAGUCUGAAUUCGGCUGGGACAACGAACAUCCCUUGGUCACGACUAGAACACCACCACCAACUUUUAAGAUCCAGUCUCGUCAAGUGACUAAUACGGAGUAUCUGACAUAUUUACAAGCAACAAGUGAUGACUCCAUCAAAUUUAAGAAGGAUGAUCGGAUUCCGGCUUCCUGGCUAAUCAAGGAUGACAUUUUCAUUAAGACCGUUUAUGGACCCGCACCCAUGUCUGUAGCAGGAGAUUGGCCUGUGUCAUGCUCUCAAAUUCAGGCUAAGGGUUACAUUGCAUGGCUUUCUGAACAACGUGCUCAAAAUUACGGACUUCCUACAGAGCAUGAGCUCUCCAUCGCCCUGAAACUGAAGCAAUCAACUGCUCCUAGGACCGGUCUUGGAAACUAUGGAUUCCGUCAAUGGUAUCCAGCGCCAAAUGAACAGAAGUCAUCUAUCUCUACUGGAACUGCAACCAUUGCUGACUUCAGUGGCCCUGGAGCCUUAUGGGACUGGACUUGCACACCUUUUGCUCCAUUGGUAGAACGAGAUGCAUUUGAGACCUCCAAGCUGUAUCCUGGAUAUUCAAGCGACUUUUUUGAUGAGAAGCAUAUGGCCGUUCUCGGUGCAUCUUGGGCAACCCAUCCAAGGGUCGCAGAACGCCGUAGCUUCAGAAACUGGUAUCAGUCCAACUACCCAUUUGUCUUUGCUGGCUUCCGUCUUGUAGAGCGUAUGUAAUAGAGUAAAAAAAGAAUACAC